Dentiscutata erythropus is the source of this 724-nucleotide messenger RNA. The record is from the annotation of a GenBank genome assembly. NCBI's taxonomy places the organism in Eukaryota, Fungi, Glomeromycota, Glomeromycetes, Diversisporales, Gigasporaceae.
GAGUUGGACAAAGCUGACUUUGACUGAGUUGAAGAACUUGUGUGCAGCUUGUGGCCUCUCCGUAGAGGGUAAUAAAGAAGAGCUAGGUGAAAGACUACACUCUUAUUUUGACAAGAGAAAAGAUAAAGGGCCGAAGGCGCAGUUGAAGGGGAGUAAUAGAGGACAAGAACCAGGGCCCAAGAAUGCUGAUGAUAGGACAGGAGAAGAUGAUUUAGAUGAAGACUCCCAGGAAGCAGAUAAUAGGAUUAGAGAGGAAUUUGCAGCAUGUUUUAAAGAAAAAGAGAAAGUAAAGUCAGUUCCUGUUAACAUUUUUCUGUCUGCUUUAAGUAGUAUUAAAAGAAAGAUGAAUAGAAAUUUCUCUGCAUUGUAUAGGGAGAUUGAAGAUAGAGAUGGGUUAGAUGAAGCUUGGCUGAAAGUUAAAUUAUCAAGAUCACGUGACCAGCAUGAGUAUGAUUUUUUGGCAAAGAUUAGUAGACACUUGGAUAAGGAAAUCAGGAUGUUGCUAGAGUUUAAUAGGAAGAAAUUUGUUGGUGUGUGUAAGGAAGUUGAGUCAAGGGCUGUUACUCUGAGAUUAGCAGAUAACAGAGGAUGGGGUAUUGCGUUGCAGAUUGUAGAAAGUAAUGAUAAGAUGAUGGAGAAGUAUAAACACCGUAUACCUUUAUUUAGCCAGGCAGAGCAAUCUUCAUGCUUAUAUGAAUGGAGAAAAAAAGCUCGAAAGUAUUAG